Messenger RNA from Trichoderma citrinoviride, 246 nucleotides. RefSeq lists its product as hypothetical. The transcript has a single exon. The annotation marks the transcript as partial. The record is from RefSeq and is a predicted model, not a curated record. NCBI's taxonomy places the organism in Eukaryota, Fungi, Ascomycota, Sordariomycetes, Hypocreales, Hypocreaceae.
CCGGCUGAGACUGAGACUGCGCCCGUUCCCACUGUCCCUGCCGGCAGCGAGACUGUCCCCGUCCCUACCGUUCCCGCUGGAACCGAGACUGUCCCUGUCCCUACCGGCCCCGCUAGCGGCGAGACUUCUCCUGCCUACCCUCUUCCUCCUGCUGAGACUUCCGGCAGCGAGCUCCCUGGCACUACCGGCCCUGUUGCCACCGAGACUGGCGUUGUCCCUACUGGCCCCGCCGUGACCGAGACUGGU